AUGAAGAUGGUUCGGACUGAAAUUGUGUCCCUGCGGGGUAAAGGGAAGGAUAGUAGUGAGGCUGAGAAAGUGAGGAAGGAAGUCGCCAGAGUACGAACGGAGAUGGAAGAAAUAAGAGUAGAAGUUCGGAAGGUUAGGGAGGAAAUGGUGGCCCUCAAGGGGCGCAUGUCUGAUCUUGUGGCGACAUCGACCAGAUGUACUGAAAAGAUGACGGAAGGUGUUGAGUUGAUGAUGGCAAUGACAAAGUGGCUUAGAGCAAGGUUCCCAGAGACACCGAAGGAACUUCCGAAGCCUAGCGGCGAUUCUACAACGCCAGGUCAAGGAAGUCUGAUUGCGCAGAAGCCACCGCAUGCCCCGAGGCCCCAUACUACUCCAUCUCCCUCUCGGCCCGUGAUAUUGAAGACAGCCGUACCCCGCCCGACAGAAGAAUGA
This is a messenger RNA of Salvia splendens (bonfire salvia), 432 nucleotides long. RefSeq lists its product as uncharacterized. The transcript has a single exon. The record is from RefSeq and is a predicted model, not a curated record. Lineage: Eukaryota; Viridiplantae; Streptophyta; Magnoliopsida; Lamiales; Lamiaceae. Bases 1 to 432 code for a protein of 143 amino acids.